Messenger RNA from Coprinopsis cinerea okayama7#130, 1489 nucleotides. RefSeq lists its product as hypothetical. Gene Ontology annotation, molecular function: transmembrane transporter activity. The coding region runs from base 1 to 1422 and encodes 473 amino acids. Gene Ontology annotation, biological process: transmembrane transport. Gene Ontology annotation, cellular component: fungal-type vacuole membrane. NCBI's taxonomy places the organism in Eukaryota, Fungi, Basidiomycota, Agaricomycetes, Agaricales, Psathyrellaceae. The transcript is spliced from 11 exons. The record is from RefSeq and is a predicted model, not a curated record.
AUGACCCAGGCUCUCGCACCCACUCAGCCAGCACUCCUGCCCAGCGCUCCCUUCCAACCUAACUCACCCUCCCGAAAUACUUCGUUCGCCUCUUCGCCCACCGAGGUGGUAUCCAUCUCCCCGUCAGUAGACGAAUCUCCACCCUCAGAUUCUCUUAAAGGCAACCAUGACAAACCCAUAACCGAAUUUCCGGAAGGAGGAGCGAGAGCGUGGGCCACAGUCGUAGGGGCGUACUCGACGUCGUACGGGAUCUACCAAGGUUUGAGCUCCUUCUCUGAGCGUCCUUUCGUGUCAUUCACCCGGCCCCAGAUUACUACACGAGAGUGUACAUCAAGCAAUCCUCACCCUCAACCGUCUCGUAUGGCUUUCUUUACUUCCAGACUAAAUCCUACCUUGACAUUCCUACACAGAUGGAUAGGAAGUGUGAACACGUUCCUAGUCAUCUCUUUCGGCCUCGUCGCGGGUCGCCUCUAUGACCGAGGAUAUUUCUCUCCCGGAGAGCCUUUAUCAGGGGUCGGCCUCGGGAUUGGCGGUGGCAUGGUAUACGUGCCCAGCGUAGCUGUUGUCUCUCAUUACUUCCGCCGGCGCCUGGCCUCCGUCAUGAUGUUCGCCGUCUCCGGUUCCGCUCUUGGGGCAAUCGUACACCCUAUCAUGCUCAACAACCUUCUCAACCACACCAAUCUUGGAUUUGGCGGGUCCAUACGUGCAAGUGCGGGCCUGGUUACCGGGCUAUUGGUGGUGGCUUGCGCAUUGAUCAGGACGCGCCUUCCCCCGCCUAAAGAAUUACCCAGCAUCAGAGGGCUGUUCGCGAAGAGUGCGCGAGAGGUGCCGUUUGCGAUUAUGGCCUUAUCACUUCUAGUCUUCGCCGUCGGAUUCUUCUUCCCUCUGUUCUACAUCCAACUCAACGCGAUACAUCACGGUCUGUCCAAAGAGUUUUCUUUCUACGCUCUGGUGAUUCUCAACACUUCUAGUUUCUUCGGACGGCUCGUCCCAGGUUUCUUCGUGCGCAGACUCGGGGUGGUUAAUUCAGUCAUUAUUGCCGCGCUUUCUAGUACGGCGUUGGUCUUUGCCAUGAUCGGCCUAAGGACGGUCGCUAGCGUUGUCAUUAUCGCCACACUUGUCGGGUUCUUCCUCGGAAUGUUCAUCGCACUACAGGCCCCCCUCGUAGCCGUCCUAACCGUCGAUCCGGCCGAACUCGGGGCUAGGAUGGGAAUCGCAUUCACCUUCUCCGCCAUCGGAGCUCUCAUUGGUCCGCCAAUCAACGGCGCCCUGCUUUCAAGCGACUACAUCUGGUGGAGACCAGCUACCUUUAGCGGGGUGUGUUCUUUCCUUGGAGGCGUCGGCUUCAUCGCUAUCGCACUACACCUACGGAAAGACGGAACUUCUGAGAACGCAGCACCGAUGGAAAAGGCAGACCCCUAAUCAUGCAAUCGAAAUGCAUUCGUAAGGCAGAUCCUUUCUCUGCCCGGAAAAUCCAAUUUGAAUUUCA